Aspergillus sclerotioniger CBS 115572 is the source of this 785-nucleotide messenger RNA. RefSeq lists its product as uncharacterized. The record is from RefSeq and is a predicted model, not a curated record. Lineage: Eukaryota; Fungi; Ascomycota; Eurotiomycetes; Eurotiales; Aspergillaceae. The transcript is spliced from 3 exons. The coding region runs from base 89 to 607 and encodes 172 amino acids.
CGGUCUCAGGUGUGCUCGAUCCUCUCCGGCGUCUCCCAAGCUCAAUAGUGAGUCUCCAUCUUUUCUUAUCCAUCACAGUUGAUCAUGCAUGACAUAUCAUCAGCCUGCCUGGGCCCGUCCUUCGAUCCCGCCGCUGCGAUCUCUCCAUCGUCCAUCGCCCAUCCCAGUCUCCAGGCCUCGAGCCCGGAAUUCCCUCGCAAGCUCUCGAGGUCAACUGCGCCCCUUUAAUUCGUCAGCGGAUGCAUCGGUGGCUUUCGUCUAUUUUCCCUCUGCCUCUGGGCCUCGUUGCACUAAUCUUAUUCUCACGGUCCCUGUCCACAUUAUUCCUAUUCCCUCGGACAUUCUUACUUUUAUUUUUAUUCUGGCCCUCCUUGCUCUUCCUACCGUGGCUGCUUCUGCUGCUGCUUCAGCACCGGCCCCAACACUUUCGCCAUCGGUGGGCCUCUAUCGAUGUAGGAGUGGUCCUCGAGCUCUCAUCCUCUGUGGAUCGCUUUCUUUCUUCGACCAGUACCUAUUGUCUGACCAGCGACCGGGAUCUUGGAGUAUUAGCCAGUCACCACCUCGACUGUCCGAUCCUGUCCUCCAAAUUGGAGUCGAAAAGCACUGAGAACGGGCCAUCACCUGGGUGAUCCAAGGCUUAAACUCUCGAGGUCCACCUCGCCUUCAUCCAUUCUCCGAGCAUUCAGGGGAUCUGACAUAUCGAACCUUACCACACCAUUACUAUGACUUUUCAUCCGCGCGAAAAGGGGCGGAUGGCAAAAUCUGGAAGGUCAGAGGAGGAAUUC